ACGCCUGGGCAAUACGGCCCGCAGCCCCCAUGCCCACCGCCCCCCAGCUUUCUCCCCAGAAACUGCAGCGACGUGGCUUUCGAUGCAUCGGAGAGCGCCUGCGGCCAGCGAGGGGCUGCCUGGCCCAGCAAAGCCUGUCUAGCUGACGGUCCCUGGGAUAACACCGCCGUCCCGCUGCAGAGCCGGCGGAGCCAUGCCCAAGAAGGAUGACGACGCCAAAAAGCCGGCAUCAGAGACGGUGCCGGACGAGCGCUGGAAACUACAAGUGUUCUACCUCUGCUUCUACGGCUUCAUGACUCAGAUUCGGCCCGGGGAGAGCUUCAUCACCCCGUAUCUCCUGGGGGCUGACAAGAACUUCACACAGGCAGAGGUGACCAACGUGAUCACACCGGUACUGACGUACUCCUACAUGGCUGUGCUGGUGCCCGUCUUCCUGCUGACGGACUACCUGUGCUACAAGCCGGUGCUGGUGCUGCAGAGCCUGAGCCACAUCUCCAUCUGGCUGCUGCUGGUGUUGGGCACCUCCAUCCUGGCCAUGCAGCUGAUGGAGUUCUUCUACGGCAUCACCAUGGCUGCCCGCAUCGCCUACUCCUCCUACAUCUUCUCCCUUGUCACCCCAUCACGCUACCAGCGUAUAGCCAGCUACUCCCGCUCCGCUGUCCUCCUGGGUGUCUUCACCAGCUCAGUGCUGGGCCAGCUCUGUGUCACCUUGGGUGGCGUCUCCUUCCUCACCCUCAACUACGUCUCAUUGGGCUUCGUCAGCUUUGGCCUCGUCCUCACCCUCUUCCUCGAGCGACCCCGGCGCAGCCUCUUCUUCAACCGGCCCAAGGGGGCUGGCGACGGGGCUGCACCCACUGAGCUGGACAAGAUGGCCGGGGGGGACAGUGGUGGGGGGACGCCGGGCUGGCGGGAGGCGGUGCUGUGCCGUAUGCUGCGGGAGGUGGGAGCGUUGGCUGGGCAACCCCAGCUCCGGCUCUGGUCCUUGUGGUGGGUCUUCAACUCGGCCGGUUACUACCUGAUGCUGUACUACGUGCAGAUCCUCUGGAAUGAGAUCUACCCCCCCACGGACAACGGCCGGGUGUACAACGGAGGGGUGGACGCCGCCUCCACGCUGCUGGGGGCCAUCGCAUCCUUCACCGCCGGCUACGUGAAGAUCCGCUGGACGCUGUGGUCGGAGCUGGUGAUCGGGGUGGUGACAGCUUUCCAGGCGGGGCUGCUCCUGCUCAUGAACACCACCAGCAACAUCUGGCUGUGCUACACUGCCUACGUCCUCUUCCGCGGCUCCUACCAGUUCCUGGUGCCCAUCGCCAUUUUCCAGAUUGCUACCUCCCUCUCCAAAGAGCUCUGCGCUCUCGUUUUCGGGGUCAACACCUUCUUUGCCACCGUGCUGAAGACCAUCAUCACCAUCAUUGUGGCCGACAAGAGGGGCUUGGGCUUGUCUGUGCAUCCCCAGUUUUACGUGUAUUUCGGCUACUUCACGCUGUUGGCAGUGGUCUACCUGCUGGCGGCCGUCGGUGUGGGCAUCCAGCACAGCUGCCGCAAGCAGCCGGUGGAGCUGGCCUUGGCCAAGGAGCCUUGCCAGCUCCCCGCUGAGGUGUCGAUGCAGGAGAAGAGCCCAGAGGCAGGCGCCGUGCGAGCUUGAGCACCAG
Messenger RNA from Gavia stellata (red-throated loon), 1649 nucleotides. It is a transcript of the gene SLC19A1, whose product is annotated as solute carrier family 19 member 1. The transcript is spliced from 6 exons. Lineage: Eukaryota; Metazoa; Chordata; Aves; Gaviiformes; Gaviidae. The coding region runs from base 194 to 1642 and encodes 482 amino acids. Gene Ontology annotation, biological process: folate transmembrane transport. The record is from RefSeq and is a predicted model, not a curated record. Gene Ontology annotation, molecular function: folate:monoatomic anion antiporter activity; folic acid binding. Gene Ontology annotation, cellular component: apical plasma membrane; plasma membrane; basolateral plasma membrane.